AUGGUCUCCAUUAAGAGUACUGUUCUUCUGGCCAUGGCUGCCUCCGUUCAGGCCUCUCCCCUCGCUGCCACCUCCUCUACUUCUACCGCCGCCAUUCCUACGGUGACUUACAUUCCCGAUGAAGCCGAUAUUUGGACCCCUCCUGCCCUCCCUGAAGGUGCCAUCGACAUCAGCAACAACAGGACUUGGGUCAACGAGAUCAAGAAACAACACGGAUUGGACACAGCUGAUGACAGAAUCUCUACUACCGAUGAAGUGACCAUCAUGUCCGGCCCCUGUAACCAGGGCACAUGCCCCGACUACGAUAAGGCUUUCGACAUGAUGUACACCUGGAGCCAGCAGGAGACGGUGUCUCCUGGAGGCGCCCCUCCCAACGUCAUUGUCUGGCAGGACUUUCAAAUCCGUGUUAACGACUGUGGCAAGUGCUACAUACACAGAACUGGUGGUACCGGUGGCGGAUGUUAUGACUUCACCGCCUGUAAUCGCGCACAAUCCAUCUGUGUCGACCCUGGCAGGCACCGGGCCCACCGUAUCUGGAAGGAUAACGGACAUAAGACGUGCUACCAAAUGGUCCAGCUUCGCUGCUCGCGCACGGAACCAUGUGAUAAAUGUCUGCAGGCACAUCAAGUAUGCGAAUAUCGUGAUGAUGAUCGCAAACGUAAACCAGCCUCCCGCCAGUACGUCAGCAGCUUGGAAAACCGCAUUGCCUCCCUCGAGAGCCUGCUGAUGCGUAUAAAGCAAGCCUCGGCAGAUGAGAGGGAGAGACUGCUGGAGAAUGUCUCGUUUGACCAAUGGCUCGAUGCACAUUCUACUGAGGCCCAAAAACCCGAGGCCUCAAGCGCGACCGCAACGAAAUCAGUUCAACCAUUUGGACUUCAGGCCGGCCCUCAGGGCCUCCUCAUUUACCAUGGUCCCACCAGUAUCUAUCGCAUCCGCACUGGAGGGCCUCCCUUGUCGUCUAGUGACAUGACAUCACCUGGCGGCCAGUUUGACCAUGUCGCUCAGCACUUUGGCAUUGGCCUCGAAGACGAAGUCAUCAUGACUGCCCUUCACCAAUUCUUCCGCUGGCAAUAUCCACACUUCAUGUUCAUAUAUCGUGAAGCCUUUCUAAGGGAUCAUUUUGGGCAGCGAACCAAGUCAAAGUAUUGGUCUCUCCCACUAUUGAUGGCUAUUUGUGCUUUGGGAGCUGUGAUGUUGCCAGACCGCGCGCAAUCACAGAUGAGCGAGCAGUUUUAUGCAGCAGCCGAGAGCAUCAUCAUUGUCUCGGGCCUGACGCAUCCUUCCAUCACUGCUGUUCAAGUCUUCCUAUGCCUUGCCUUCUACCAGAUUGGGAAAGGCGAACUUUCCAAGGGCUGGGAGCUCUCAGGAAUCGCGUUCCGCAUGGCACAGGACCUUGGCUUUCAGAAAGACCCUCAGCAAUGGAUUGCCAGUGACGCCUCUCUGGCCACCUCUGAAGAUGUCGAGAUUCGCCGCAGGAUAUACUGGGGAUGCUACACAUCCGACAAGAUAAUCAGUCUCAUUUUGGGCCGACCGGUGCAGCUAUACGAUGAGGCCGGCGAAGUCGAACACACUGAGAGCUUGCCGGACUUCCCAGACAUGGCGCCGUGGCUACCUGCUGGUGUUGAUAUCUCCCAGAUGCUCGAGCCAGGCUCUUUUGGUAGCCGUGAGCGAUUGAUCACAAGCUUCCGUGAGCACAUCUUGCUUUCCAAAUCAAUCGAAAAGAUACUCUGUACCCUAUUUUCCCGAAAGUCUGCCGCCAAUGGCAUAGCCGGUCUUACUCUUACCGACGACCUAGAUCUGGAACUUUGCCGUUGGCAGGAGUCGCUGCCGGACUGCAUCAAGUGGAACAGAUGGGAGCCCCCAAUAACUUCGCUUUUGCCAAGUGUUGCAGCUUUAUACAUCCUGUUCAACAGCACAAGAAUUGUGCUCCACCUCGACCGGGUCAGUACUGAUGCAUCUGCCCAGUCCCAGAGUGUCUCGCGUACAGUCUGCACCUCUGCCGCACAGGAUGUUGUAUGCCUCAUCAGGCAGUAUCGGGCACAGCAUGGCCUCGAGCAUGCUCCACUCAUCUUUAUAUACGGUAUUGUUCAAGCUCACCGCGCAAUGAGGGCGCUAGACAUGACGCCCCAUGAAGCAACCUAUCUUGUACAAUCGUUAGAUGAGUGCUGUGUGGCAUGGGGUCUCGCGGUACAGGCUAGGGCACAUUUGUACGAGUUGUUCUGA
Fusarium keratoplasticum is the source of this 2223-nucleotide messenger RNA. RefSeq names its product Fungal-trans domain-containing protein. Gene Ontology annotation, biological process: regulation of DNA-templated transcription; DNA-templated transcription. Bases 1 to 2223 code for a protein of 740 amino acids. The record is from RefSeq and is a predicted model, not a curated record. The transcript has 5 exons. NCBI's taxonomy places the organism in Eukaryota, Fungi, Ascomycota, Sordariomycetes, Hypocreales, Nectriaceae. Gene Ontology annotation, molecular function: DNA-binding transcription factor activity, RNA polymerase II-specific; zinc ion binding; DNA binding.